AUGCAAAUCAAAUACAUUUCUCUUGGUUUACUCGUUGCCUUGGUAGCCUCUACUACUGCUUCUGACACUGUUCAUGUCUCUGAUCUGGAUGUCGCGGCCCACAACACUGCUUCCGGUAUCGCCAAUAAUGUCAGGGUCAAUGAUGUCCUCGGAAAUCUCCGUGCCAAUGUUGCCAACUCAAAGCGUGUCGUCUUGUCUCGUAGAGAUCUUGCCCGUGCUGCUCGCCGUGUACACCGUCGCAGUGAGAACGAGCCUGAUGAGGAGGAAGAAGAUGAAAAUGAGGCUGACGAGAAUGAAAACGAGCCUGAUGAAAAGGAAGCUGAUGAAAACGAGAAUGAAGCUGAUGAGCAUGAGGCUGACGAGAAUGAAAACGAGCCUGAUGAGGAGGAGGCUGAUGAAAAUGAAGUCAAUGAGAGCGGUUAUGCCAAGGCCUUGCGUCGCUAA
Molecule: messenger RNA, 444 nt
Organism: Mucor velutinosus
Lineage: Eukaryota; Fungi; Mucoromycota; Mucoromycetes; Mucorales; Mucoraceae
Exons: 1
Coding region: 1-444 (147 amino acids)
Source: RefSeq, a predicted model, not a curated record